UAUAGGGUUAAUGUUUCCCAAAUUACUUGUGUGUGAGAUUGAAAGUGAAGGGCGUGCUCCUAGCCGAGGGAAAAGUGUGUGAGAGCGGCCCUAAUGCGGAAUCUCAUUAAGGCAACUGUCAAGAUUCUUCUAUUUUACCCUCACCUCUCCGAUCUGUAAGAGCCAGACUGUCGUUUCGAGUGAGUCCGCCGCCAAAGAGGCAUUUACAAAUAAAUGAAAAAUGUCACAAUUGAUUUUACUCUUCCAAGACUACAGCGUGUCAGCUUUGUCACAAACUGUCUUUGUUGUUCUCCGUCUUCCAGGUCCGGCACCCACACAUGGUCGAUAGUUACUGACUGGCUCGGGCCCUUUUACGCCUCAGCACCGUAAUAAACAUGGCAUACAGGAAGGUGCGCGCUGGCCAUGGAUCUCUUCAUGUGCGGGAUCUGGAGAGUGAGGAGCUACAUGCCCCCUCUCUGGAAUUGGAAUGGGACAUGGAAAAGGAACUGGAGGAACCGGCGUUGGACCGCUUUCAGCUGGAGUGUGUGGAGCAUCAACCUGUGAGCAACUCCUCCGGCGGCGCUAUAGACCCGGAUCUGGAGCCAAUUCAGCCCUCUGUAUCUCCUCACGGACGCUUUGAACGUCUCCAAGAGGAUCCAAAUUACGUAACUCGUUUCAGCCGGGCGGUACCCAAGGGUCAGAGGCGGAGUUGGACCUGUCUGGCCAAAUAUCUCCUGGCGGGGCUGGGUGUGUUUGUUUUGGGGCUGCUCAUUGGACGUUACACUUUCAGCAAGGAGCAAGUGACGGUAGAGCCGAGUGCAGACACAGAUGUGCUGGAGAAGAUGGUUCAGGGAAUCACAGCGGAGAAGAUACAAGCACUGCAGAGGGACUUUGACAGCUUGUCCGAGCUCAAUGAGAUUUCCAAAGUGAAGUACAUCUCUCAACGGUGGGAGGAGCUUGGGUUGAAAGUCAAUCAGGUGACCAAUCACACAGCUCUGUUGAGCUAUCCAGGACCCGCCCUCAGCACGAUUGUUAUUAAGAGCAGUAAGCAGUGUUACGUACCAAGCGGAGCGAGGUGUGACCAGCCAUCCACAGCUGCAACUGAACCGCUUGGAUUUGCGGCCUAUUCAGCUGUGGGAACUCUAGAGGCAGAAGUUGUGGAUGUUCAGUAUGGAAACCCAGAAGAUCUGAGACGUGUCCAAACCAGUACAAAUGUGACCAAUAAAAUUGCACUACUGAAACUCGGACAAGCACCUUUGAUUUACAAGCUCUCUCUCCUAGAACAGCUGGGGUUUGGUGGAUCUCUCUUGUAUGUGGAUCCAUGUGAUGCCCCUUUUGGGAAUAAGACCUUUGGGGUGACUCUAAACCCAGGUGGAAAUCCAUCGUCUCAAGAAGUCCCAAAAACCACUGGAAUAGGCAACCGUCAUAAUCUGACAUCAUUGCUGGUUCAACCCAUCUCUGCCUCCUUAGCAAAACUCCUGCUUUCUGACACUGCCAUGGGGCAGGGGAGACCCUGCAUUCCAAUGGCCAUGCACUCAGCCUCAGCGAGAAAAAUCAUUAAUCUCACAAUUGAAAACCAAGCAUCCUUCAAAACAGUGCACAAUGUCAUUGGAUAUCUCAAAGGCAAAACCAAUCCAGAUCGAUAUGUACUGGUUGGCAGUCGUCAUGGCAGCUGGUACGAGGGUGCGUUGGCGGAUUGGGGGAACGGCGCUGCAGUCCUGACACAGAUCAUCGCCUCCAUGACGGCUCAGACCCGAGCGGGCUGGCAGCCCGACCGCACCAUCGUCUUCUGCUCCUGGGGAGGAACCUCAUUGGGAAACAUCGGCUCAUUUGAAUGGGGAAAGGAGAAUGCAGUGGUGCUUCAGAGCCGGGCGGUGGCCUAUGUCAGCAUCCAUAAUCCAGUCAAAACCUCCGGGUCUUUGCAGUCUAUAGCAUCACCUUCCCUUCAACAACUGGCAUCUGACAUCCAGAAGAAACACUUGAUGAGUUGCAGUAGAGGUGGUGGUUGUCCAGGGCCAGAUGUUAGCUCACUACAGACACCUGGAGAUUCAGCUUUCUUCUCCAAUCAGCUCGGUAUCCCCACAGUGGAGUUCACAUACUCAGAAAUUCCCAAAACAGAGAGAGGUUAUUUUCUCUCUGAGGCCUUUUACCCUCCCGAGUCUUCAUUAGGAGAGACCUUGGAUCCAGCUUUCACACUCCACGAGACUGUUGCCAAGAUAACAGCCGAGGUCAUCCUGAGACUCUCUACUGAUCCUGUUCUUCCAUUUUACCCUUUGGAUAUUGCUCUGGAUGUUCAGAACAAACUCAAAGAUGACCUAUUAAGCCAGCCGGAUCUGCUGACUGUGGCCGCCUCUUUGAGGGAGAACUCGGCAUUCUUUCAAUCUGAGGUCAUGCGUCCUGCCAAUGAUCCAAAAGAGAGAGAUCCAGCCCACGUGCGAAUGCUCAAUGACGUCCUCCGAGACCUAGAAAAGAGCUUCCUUAUACCAAACCCACCACCUGGCUUGUACAGGAACAUUCUCUACGGCUUCAACAAACAAACGCCACAAUUCUCUAUCCUAAAGGAUGCUCAAGACAUACCCUGGCAUGGCAGUGUCAACCAGUCUCUGACACUGGUGUCCCGUGCCAUCAGUUCAGCUGAGAAACUUGUGCAGAGUGGACUUGACCUCUUCGAGAAUGACAAUGUUAUUUAAGAAAAACAUCUGGAACCAUCCUCAUCCCAUGGUAUCUCGAUGUCUCAAUAUGGCACAACCUCUGGGAUAUUCUGGUGGACACAUGCUUAAGUGCACUAUUAACCUGAGGUUCACACAACCUAAGGUAUCUGAAGUAUGUUUGUGUCAUCAGGUAAAUGCUAAGUUACUGCAGAAUGGCAAUGUUCCAAAUAGGGUUCAACACUUUUGUUUUUUUACACUUGGAGCAAUGCAUGGAGCAAUGCAAGACAUUUUGUCAUGGAUAUAAACACCAGCAGGUUUUUUACUAAUGUUUUGUGAUGAAGAUUGAAACAAGUUUGUGUAACAAAACAUUUGAACAGGUUUUAAAAUACUUCUCAGAUUUUAUUUGCUGAGCAAUACUAAAAGUUCACAAUCUUUAGGAUUGCAAAAUUAAUCUUAAAGCCAAGAAAUUUCCAGUUAACACAAGUUCUACAGUAGGUGACAACCUCAAGCAAUGACCUUUGGAUAAGUGGAAAUGAAAUUUCAUUGCGGUUCAAUCUUUUAGUCUUCCUGUGACUUGCAAUCAAUAUGGAGCUAGACUUCAUAAUGCACAAGUUAUUCAAAGUGGUGAUUGAGUGAAAAGAAAGCUAGCACAUCUGUGCCAGUCUCUCAGGGCCUUGUGUUUUAGAAAUUUGUAUGAUAAUAAAAUGGAAAGAAAUAUUUCUGUGUUGUGAAAAUAGGUACAUUUGUAGUCUUGGAAUAGGAAAACCUAUUAAGGUUUAAAACACAUACAAAGACAGGUUGAGUCAGGUCAAGUUAUUAUUUUUUCUGCUAAAAAGAGAGGGUUAAUUAGUACAGUAAAAAUAGUCAUAGAACAGGUUUAGGGUUAGUUUAUAAGGCAAGAGUGUAAAUGCAAAUGGGGUGAAUCUUCAAGAGGUGUUUCAUUAUUUGCUAAUGAGGCUGCUGUUUUGAUUGUGUGACAUUUCACCAAUGGGAGGUGAGGAUGUAGAAAGUUGUAGAUGUGGAUAGAUAGGCUCCCUUAAAGCUGCAAUCUGUAACUUUUGCCUCUCUAUCGCCAUCUCUGUUUGAAACACAAAAUUGCAAUUAUUUGCAGAGUAAAUUUCUCAACAUGAUCUCACGGAAAGUCGUGUUAUAGUCACGCAAAAUUUCCAGUUUCAGUUUUUUUCGUACCUUGAGCACAAAUUUCUUUUUCAUGACACUCAAAAUUCUAUAAAUUCUACGAAUUUCUAUAAAUAGUUUCUCGUGUCCGUGGCACAACUUUCUUUUUUGUGUAAUUUUAUGUAUUUUCCCCUAUUUUUAAAGGGACAGUAAGUAUAGGGUUUUAAGUGUUUUAUUAAUCAAAAUCAUUUUCUUUAUUCAUAAAUAUGUCCUCGUUGGUGUCAAAUGACCUUUGCCAGUGAUCUGACUUUUCUUUGUAAGCUUCGAAUUUCUUCUCUUUACUUACAUUGAACGGAUAAGUCCAAGGAGGCUUCCAUGUCGUUCAGCCAUACUGAUAUAUUAUAAUAGCAGAGAGGGACAAAAAGCACUAGCCUACCAACGCAUAUUUAUUCAGAACACGUGAACUAGCUGAAACGGACAAGGAGAUCAGUGAGUACAUAACGGCUACCGUAGUUGCAACACGCAUUUGGAAAAGUGAGGCGCUAGCACUAUUCGUUUGAAUGCAAAAUACAAUUUCACCACUAGAUGGGGUAAAUCCUACUUAUUGUCCCUUUAAAUCAUUGUCGCUUGGGGUAAGAUUUGGGGUUUGGGUUAGGCUGUACUUUUAUGUAUUGGUUUGUACAUAUUUUUCUUCCACUUUUAAAACUAUUCUCGCCUGGAUGUUGGGGUUAGAGUUGGGGUUUGGUAGCCUGGUAAUACCAUCCUCUGCUAUUUUGCUUCGCUUCAUAGACAGAGUCUGGCUGGGCAUAAUUGACAAUCGUUUUCCUCCUCGUGGGAGGGGCUUGUCUGAAGUUUAAAAUCAUUGGUCUAAACGUAAGCCAAUCACACAUAACAUUUGGAUAUGAUGUGCUUUAUGCGCCGGAUCAGCCGCAUCGAAUCUCUGCUGUAAAAUACACGUAUGAUGUGAAAACAAACCCAUCGAGCGAAAUACCAGAGUUAACAUGGCUAUGAACGACUUUUGCAGAUUAUGUAAAGUAAAUCGGGCCAGAGCUAGUUGAACACUAUCCUUACGGUGGCUUUCCACUCACGUCUAACGGGAGGAAAGCCCCUCUCUCCUCUCAAACUCUUCCACCAGACAACCAUAACCAUAUGUAAAUUAAAUCUCCCUACCUUAUUUUCUGGUUAAUCAGGAAUGUCACCAAAUAAUGCUUGCCCACGCGUCCUCCAACAUUAACUGUGAACAAUAUAAUUCCUUCCAUGAUUUCUCGAUCGUUGUGCACGUCAAGCUGUGCUGCACACAGUUUCUCGCUGACGAUCGGUAAAGUUGAUAAAUUAAACUUUUCCAAAAACUUGUCAGGAGCAGGGCAACAACAUAAUCUCCAUUCAAAUGUUUAACAAACACUUUUCUUGUUCGGGUUUAAGUUGGCAAGUGCCGGUUCUCCACAACAGAGCUUUCUGUAGGCUUGUUCGACUUCAUGCGGCGCCGCUAGAACUGACAGACGGAUGACGUUAAAGUGCCGCGAGAGCGAGACGAAAUUACACUUCGUAUGAUUUCUCGAAUCGUUCUCGCGUUACUUUGACGUCAUCCGGCUGUCGGUUCUUGCAGCGCCACGUGAAGUCGAACAAGCCUUGUGUCUUCAUGUCCACAACAGACUACAACCGUGAUUCGGCGUUUAGCGUCUACGUCACGGCUCUCAGCCCGCCCUCUGUUCGUUGAUUGGACGGUCGUUUUGAGACCGGUGGAAAACGGUUUGAAUGGGAGGUAUCUCAGACUGAGUACAGAAGCGUAAUGAAAUUUAGCGGAAGUACGAAGUCUGACGUAGUCAGGCUAGGGGUUUGGGUUACGACGUCUAAAAAUGUUACGGAAAGUGAAACCCCAAGCAAGCGACAAUGGUAAAAAAUAGAAGAAAAAAAACUAUGAGAAAACAAUACAUAAAAUCAAAAAAAAAAAAGGAUUAGGUUCCACUGACACAAGAAACUGUUUAUAGAAAUGAAGAGUUUCCUUGCAAAACGAGAUAAAUCCGUUUUUAACAUUUUUGUCAAAACAUGUUUAUUAUUGUGUUAUCCUGUUAUUAUUUUGUUUUAUGGUGCUACUUAGCUGUAUUUUUUAAGUUAUGAAGAUUUAAAUCAAAACAAACCAACUGCAGUUGAAUUGAUAUUAACUGGAAUGCACAACCAAAAAACGAGAUUUCUGAAAAAUUAAAAACACGUAUUUUUCUCGUUUUGCAACAAAACUCUUCAAAUUUGGGUUACAAAAAGACAUUUGAAAGCACAUUUUCUAAGCAGAUAUGGCUAGGAACUAUACUUUUAUUCCGGCGUAACAAUCAUAGACUUUGCUGCCGUAACAUGAGUGCAGGAGGUGCAAUGAUAUUACACAGCACCCGAAAAUAGUCCCCUUGGUAACUUUUAAUAGCUGGGGACUUUUUUGGGCACUGUGUAAUAUCAUUGCGUACCAUAUCUCCCUAGAAAAUCACAACUUUUAAUUUUUCGUCAUUCUUAAUACACAAUGUAACUGUACUCAAAAAUAAGAGUUUCUAUAUUUUUCCUAUUUAAAACUUGACUCUUCUGUAAGAGUCAAGUUUUAAAUAGGAAAAAUAUAGAAACUCUUAUUUUUGACCACAAUGCUAAUGGUCUAAUCAGAUUCAAUUAAUUAUGCUAAGCUAUGCUAAAAGUGGUACCGCCAGACCCUGAGAUCGGCUAAAUGGAUUCCGAAACGGUAAAAAUCAAAUGUUUCACUUUAGGGGAGCUGGAAAAUGAGCAUAUUUUCAAAAAAGUGAAGUGUCCCUUUAACUCUUCCCCAUCCACGUGUGAUAUAGUAGCCAGGAUAUCUUCUAUCUGUGUAAGGAUCGGACGUAAUGAUGCAACGACGAACGGCGGAAUGCUCAUACCCCCCUCCCAAAAUAACCCACCCCAGGCCGAUGAAAUUACAAAACAUUAUUAUGAGCUUUCCAUUGUGAAUCGGACAAAGGUCAAUAAAUUGUUUUUAUUCAUUUUUGCCCCCAAACAGUAACAGAUUGCAGCUUUAAGUAACUCAUACAGGUUUGUGAUGUCAUAUACUUACAUUGAUUGCAUUGCAUCUGUGGAACAUUGAAUUUGAUUCUAGCAUGUAGUGUAUUUGUUCUCAGCAUUUGCACUAAUGUUGUUUCUCUGGUAAGUUUUUAAUUAGGGUUUUGGAGUUGCAUUUAAUAGCUUCCCUUUUUACUUCACUAGAUACUAGAGACUUCACAUGCCUUUUAAAUAUGAAAACAACUCAAUUAGGAACGCAAGAUUCAGGGAGUCUAUGAGCUUUAAUUUAUUUAUGUGCCUUCCAGUGAGUCAUACAUGCUAUCAGAGCAGAAAUUUGCACUCAAAGACAAACAUUUACCAAAACAUCUUCUAUUUUGGUAGCACAUAUUUUUGACUUACUGUGGAAAGUUGUAUGUUGUUUUUUCAAAGGUUUGCAAAGUUAAACAACAAACUUUUGUAAAAGGCUUUCUUUCUUUUUGAUGGAUCGUUGUGCUUUAUUUAUCUGAUCACUGAACCCAUUUGACAUAUUUUGAGACUCAAAAGCAGAAUGCUGUUUUUGUGUCAUUUCUAGUGAGUCUUCAACUGAGUAAUUAACAAACUACUGUACAUCAAAUACACUGCACUUGAACAGAAUCCUGUGGACUCCCUACUGAGUUUACUACACUAAACCCACUUCAACUCUUUUUGCAUUGCACUCUAUGAACUGUUGGAAUUUCACCCUGCCCAUGUGUUUUUAAUGUAUUUAUUUAUUUUAUUUCCUAAAUAUAUGUAUAUACUGUUAACUUUUUCUGAUCCAUGUUCAGGUUAAAUCUUGUCUUGAAUUGCAAGCUUUUAUAUUGUGGAGCAUUUGUACUGUAUAGAUUGUAUACAUUUUAUACCAUGUGAGCUGCAGCUCCAAGUUGCAUGAAGUUUUUUAUUUUCAGAUUAGAAUAGAAUUUAUUGAGCUUUAAGAUUGAGUAGGUAGAGAAUUGAUUUCGUUUUGGACUAAAAGUGCACAAAUAAUUGUUUCUCGGUGUGAUAACACAACAGAAAUGCUGACUAAAUACACGCAAGCAAAGAUACACAUAUAAGCUGCAUCCCAAUUUGAAGGCGAGGACUCCAAAGGACGAUGCAUACUUGCGACUGUCUGACUUUUUAAACAAAUAUGAGCCAGAAACUGUAUUAGCUUUUUGGGGUACGGGAUCGGCAAAGGACCUCUAGCCGGGAAUCGAAUCCAUAUAUCAGAGCACUGCCGACUACACCAUUGGCUCCAAUCAAAACAUAAUUUUUAAUACUAAAACAUUGCACCAAGGACCCCUAAAACAAAGGCCUUUUCUGCAAAAUAUACACAUUUAUAAUACUAAAGUUUUAAAUGUUUAUUUUAAAAAAUCCAGUCAUGCAUGUAAUGAAUCUCAGAAUAGCUGAGGCUGUUAAGGAUCCGUUUGUUCUAUCCGUGCAGCUUGUAAAAAGAUAGAUGCAUUUUGAGGCUGAAUUUUAAGCAACAUUUGAAUUUGGAUGGCCUUUAGUCGCGCUGCUGUGAUGCAAUCGCGAUUUGCAGGCUUCAAAUUGGGACCCAGCUAUAGUAUCUUAAAUAAUUAUCUGUAAACUGUUUAUCGCAGUACUGUCUGGAUACUGCGCUUACUUUAUACUGAAUGGGUAGGCCUAUUCAUGUAAAUGCAAAGAUUUUUUUAAAUAAACAUUUAAAACUUUAGUAUUAUAAAUGUGUAUAUUUUGCAGAUGCAAUCUCGAUAUGCAGGCUUCAAAUUGGGACCCAGCUAUAGUAUCUUAAAUACUUAUCUGUAAACUGUUUAUCGCAGUACUGUCUGGAUACUGCGCUUACUUUAUACUGAAUGGGUAGGCCUAUUCAUGUAAAUGCAAAGCAUGUUAAAAGCAUUCCUUUAUAUGUACAAAAAAAAAAAACAAUGUGGAGACCUUAUGUGCAGAUGAUAAAUCAUUUCAGUGUGUUUGAUGACACAUACUAAAUGACAUUUUGGUGCAUUAAUUGUCCUAACACUACACCAAAUGACAUUUAUGUUUUGUCUCAAUGGACUUCAGAGGUUGAAUCCAGAUUUCUUUUUAUACUCAGUGGGGCAUUAAAUAUAAUUGCUUUGUCUUUAGUUUGAUGCCUUGUGGACCCACAUGGGUCAGAAAGCACUUAAUGGAUGGACAAUAUGAACAUGCUGCGGCUGUUUAAAUGGGUGGAAGGUUUGAUUUAAUUCACAGUAGUAUGCUGGAGAAAAUCAUUUUUUUUAAAUGAGGGGUGAUAUAAUGUACAAAAUGCACUUAAGUGGAAUAAGGGUAAAGCACAUUUCCAAUGCACGUUUUUUCUCUGUUGAAUACAUUUGUAUGCCACACAAACCAAUUCUAAGGCAAUAAAUACCAGUGUUGGAAUCA
Messenger RNA from Misgurnus anguillicaudatus (oriental weatherfish), 9125 nucleotides. The record is from RefSeq and is a predicted model, not a curated record. Lineage: Eukaryota; Metazoa; Chordata; Actinopteri; Cypriniformes; Cobitidae.